This is a messenger RNA of Neohortaea acidophila, 2245 nucleotides long. Its product is annotated as fungal-specific transcription factor domain-containing protein. The transcript has a single exon. Gene Ontology annotation, biological process: positive regulation of transcription by RNA polymerase II; DNA-templated transcription. The record is from RefSeq and is a predicted model, not a curated record. Gene Ontology annotation, molecular function: DNA-binding transcription factor activity, RNA polymerase II-specific; zinc ion binding; sequence-specific DNA binding. The coding region runs from base 117 to 2129 and encodes 670 amino acids. NCBI's taxonomy places the organism in Eukaryota, Fungi, Ascomycota, Dothideomycetes, Mycosphaerellales, Teratosphaeriaceae.
UUACCGCAAACAUGGGACCCCCGCCUUCCUGCCUUCAAACCGAGUCGAGCCUGGGAUAAUGGACUGGCACGACAUUCACCGCGCAUUUCACAUCUCGUCGUCUUCCACCGCCCGAAAUGCGCGCUCACAAUUGCGAUCGAUGCUACCGGCGUAAAACCAAAUGCGAUCGCCAACAGCCAUGCAGCUCUUGUGCGCAGGCAAGAGUGGAAUGUGCUUACACCGACCCGACUGCGAGGCCCCAGCGCUUCCGGCGCAUCAAUCACGUUGCGGCCUCAACUCCUGCACCAACGACCAGAAGGCCGUCUAGUCAGGCGACGCCAAGCUUGCCGCGCGCCGAUGUGGCGAGGGAGAUCUCGUAUCUGUCCCUCAAGGCUGCGGGCGAGCAGCAGCCGUACAUUGGCUCCUCCAGCGGUGUACUGUUUGCAGACCUCGUUCAAUCUCGACUGGAUGCCGUUGAUCCUCGCCCGCCCUCACCACAGAGCACCGCGGGGAGCAGCGAAGUCGUCAAUCCUCCCUUGGCCAAACGGGACGAAGAUCUGCCUCCCGAGGCAGUCGCCAACGAGCUCAUCCAAGACUAUCUCGACCACGAUGCCAUCAUAUACCCUUUCAUGCUACCGUCGCAUCUUGUGGAGAUUGUCCACCGCUUUUACCAGGUCCCUGGCUAUUAUGUGUCUAAUGCGACGGCGUUCGAAGCCUUUUCCUUCUACAUGUUGCUGGCAAUCACAGCUUCUCGGGCCCAAAAGUCACAGUGGCAGGUUGAGCAGUCCCCGACUUGGUUCCAUUCACGGGCCAUGCGUGAUGCGAGCUCGGUUCUCGCGACUGGUACAACUGAACGUCUGCAAGCGAUCCUGCUCUUGUGCCAAUAUCGAUUGUGCAGCCCCAUUCGAGACAACUCGGCGAGCGUCUGGCAUUUGGUCGGGAUCGCCGCCCGCCUUUGUGUCGAGCUCGGCCUGCAUCGCCAGUCGAGUUACCCCAUCCUUGCAGUUCAUGGCGACUCCGCGCCACAAACAAUCGUGAAUUAUCAGGAUCAAGAGACACGCCGAAGAUGCUUUUGGACCUUGCUGUGCAUGGACCGCAUUGUGAGCAUCGUCCUCGGACGGCCAUUUGCACUUCACGACGACGACAUUGACACCGCCUUGCCAAGAGAAGACAGCGAUGAAAUAAUGGCCUGUGCCCACAAACCGCUCGGAGUGGUACGCAUAGCAGUGUCCAACAAAAUUUUCAAGUAUCGUUUGCUCUGCGGGCGAUUCUCAUUACGUGUUCAUGGGAAGAGAUCAGAGACGGCAUCACGAGAGGAUUUUGCGUCCGCCACACAGGCCCUUGCUGAACAAUUGCAGAACUGGUAUGAGAGCCAACCACGCCUCGAGGGGCUGCAAAUUCACGAGGACAGCCGGCAACAGCAGUCCUGCUAUCUAUCUCCCGAAUGGUACGAUCUUCUCGCGGCAAACGCUUCAUUGAUGCUGUGGCGCCCACACCUCCUCCCCGAAUCUGGGCACAAUCGUCAAGCUCUUGAUUGUAUCUUUGCCUCAGCAACCACGGCGAUCAACAUCUAUGCCGACCUCCUGCGGUCGCGAAAGAUCAAUUACAACUGGGUCACGCUGCAGGCGAUAUUUCUGGCCGGACUGUCAUACGUCUCGACAGUCAAUCAACAUUUCCGACACAAACAUGCAUCCGUGGCUUCCACUGCUCCACUUCUUACACAAGAGCCGGUCCUCGGAGACAUUGUUCGUACCACAAGAGCCUGCUCCAAGGUACUGGUUGCCGUUGGCGAGCGUUGGGAUCUUCCACCACAUUCUCAUGAAGUCUUUGACCGACUGAGCGACGCCGUCAUUGCCGAUGCGAUGCAGUGCAAUGCUAGCCAGAGGCCGGUAGCAUCGCUGGAGCCUGCUGCCCUGCGAACCCAUGAAUCAACUUCGGACUCGUGUAAUCCACCGUCGCCGUCCCGUCACACCCUGAGCUGGGGCGACGCGGAAGUUCACAAUAAUGAUACCUCCUGGAUGACGACGGACAACGAAUUCAUGAGCUGUUUCGACGACUUGCAGCGCCUGUAUGACGACCAGUACCUCAACAACACGGCUAUGGAUCUAUCACAGGACUGGCUUGGCUCGCUAGGUGUCUUUCCGUCGUGAGUGUCGAGGUGCACCUCGCGCUACUCAAGCGACACAUGAUGCGUUAUCAUAUACGCCUUCGAUCCAAGAACUGAAGCGGGACAUCUACAUGCUUGGAUCUCAAAUAUUCACCCACU